This is a messenger RNA of Sorex araneus (European shrew), 411 nucleotides long. Its product is annotated as zinc finger protein 556-like. The record is from RefSeq and is a predicted model, not a curated record. NCBI's taxonomy places the organism in Eukaryota, Metazoa, Chordata, Mammalia, Eulipotyphla, Soricidae. Gene Ontology annotation, biological process: regulation of DNA-templated transcription. Bases 1 to 411 code for a protein of 136 amino acids. The transcript is spliced from 4 exons.
AUGGCUGUGAACUUCACCAGGGCUGAGUGGGCUUUGCUGGACCCUGCCCAGAGGCGCCUGUACAGAGAUGUGAUGCUGGAGGCCUGCAGGCAUCUGGCCUUCGUGGGAGAGGCUCAGUGUUUGAGGCCCCAGGCUGCACCCAGCAGUGAUGAAUGCAAAGUUUGUGGGGAGACCUUCAGUGCCGCCAACCUGCUGACGCGUCACAUCAGGGAGCAUCACGAGGAGACGCUAUACGUGUGCGAGCUCUUCGGGAAGGGCUUCCGCCUCCCCUCGUACCUGCAGGCUCACGCAAAGACCCACUCUGACCUCGGAGAGCCCUUUAAGUGCCCCAAGUGCCCCCUGAGGUUCAGGAGGCAUUUUGAGGAGCAGCCGUUCGUGUGCCACUGCGGGCAGAAGUUUGGCCAGGAUUGA